AUGGGGCAUAAAGUGGUCGUAUUCGACAUUUCCGUCAUCAGAGGCUUGUGGGAAACCCGUGUCAAGAAGCACAAAGCUUGGCAGAAGAAGGAGGCGGAAAGGCUCGAGAAAAGUGCCUUGGAAAAGAUAAAGCAGGAGUGGGACUUCGUGGCGGAGUGCAGAAAGAAAGGCGUCCCCCAGGCCGUGUACUGUAAGAAUGGCUUCGUAGACACGAGCGCGAGGCUUCUGGAAAAGAUCGAAAGGAAUUCUCUCCUAAAGCAGAGUCCACUUUCCAAGGAGAGAGACAAACGGAGCAGCGCGUUUGUGUUUGAACUUUCGGGGGAGCACUGGCAGACUGGAAAAUAUUUUGUUGUUCCUUUCUAGUUAAGUAAUUUGAAGCAAGUCACAUUCGUAGAUAUCUCAGCGAACAAGUUUUCCAGUGUCCCGAUCUGUGUCCUCAGGAUGUCUAAUUUGCAGUGGUUGGAUAUCAGCAACAAUAACCUGAAUGACCUGCCACAAGAUAUAGACAGGCUGGAGGAACUGCAGACCUUUCUCUUGUACAAGAACAAGCUGACCUAUCUUCCUUACGAGUUGCUUAACCUGAAGAAGCUCAGCUUGUUGGUGGUCAGUGGGGACCGUUUGGUGGAGCUCCCGACUGCCCUUUGUGACUCAUCCACACCUUUAAAAUUUGUAAGCCUUAUGGACAAUCCUAUCGAGAAUACCAAGUGCCAAGAUGGUGAUAAAAUGAUGGAAAGUGAACAAGAUCGGCAACACUUUGAUAAAGAAUUUAUGAAAGCCUAUAUUGAAGAUCUUAAAGAAAGAGAAUCUGUUCCCAGCUAUACCACCAAAGUGUCUUUUAGCCUUCAGCUUUGA
This is a messenger RNA of Pteropus alecto (black flying fox), 852 nucleotides long. It is a transcript of the gene LRRC2, whose product is annotated as leucine rich repeat containing 2. The transcript is spliced from 7 exons. Gene Ontology annotation, molecular function: protein binding. Lineage: Eukaryota; Metazoa; Chordata; Mammalia; Chiroptera; Pteropodidae. The record is from RefSeq and is a predicted model, not a curated record.